GACGGAAAGUUCCCGAAGUUUCUGGUCGACCUCGAGUAUUUUCCCUCGCAUACAGAGAGUAGAGAUCGGCUUGCUGCUCCUUUAAACGUUUCAUUGACAGUCUGCAAGUGAACCUAUUUAGAUCAACGUUUUGGUCUCUACGUACUGUUCCUAAUUGUCUUGCCGUAAAAUGGCAAACAAGGCUACACAACUCAAAGAUCAGGGAAAUGCCGCCCUAGCAGCCGGCAAAUUAGACGAAGCUGUGGGACUUUAUUCCGAAGCGUUAGCCAUAGAUCCAGAAAAUCAUGUCCUUUACAGGAACCGAUCAGCUGCUUACGCCAAAGCAGGAAAAUAUCUUGAAGCUUUACAAGAUGCAGAGAAAACUGUUUCUUUGAAACCUGAUUGGGUAAAAGGAUACUCGAGAAAGGGUGCUGCAUUAGCAUAUCUUGGACGUGACGGUGAAGCUCAAACAGCUUAUGAAGAAGGUCUUAAAUAUGAACCAAACAAUGAGCAACUUAAAGAAGGUCUUCAAGAAGUCAGAGCAAAACUGGAGGCAAAUCAGCAUGGAGCCAAACUCAUGAAUCCAUUUUCAGGCCCAGAUGUCAUGAGCAAACUACAGAACAACCCAAAAACAAAGGCAAUGUUUGAAGAUCCUUCUUACCUCCAGUUGAUACAAGACCUUCAGAAUAACCCAAGUGCCAUGGCCACUAAGUUAGGGGAUCCAAGAGUAUUGGCAACCCUCAGUGUCUUGCUAGGAGUAGACCUGGAGGCAUCAGCCGAAGGAGAUGAACCAAUGGACACUACAGAACCUUCUCCACGACUUGAUCCAAAAGAGGAGAAGAAAAAAAGGGAAGAAGAGGAAAGAAAGAAGGAGGAAAAAGCUAAAUAUGAUGCUUUACCGGAAAACAAAAAAAUGGCCCUCAGUGAAAAAGAAAAAGGAAAUGCUGCCUACAAGAAAAAGAAUUUUGUUGCGGCAUUGGAACAUUACAACAAAGCUGUUGAACUAGAUCCAACUGACAUGACUUACAUCACCAAUUUGGCUGCUGUUCAUUUUGAACAAAAGGAUUACCUAAAGUGUAUCGAAUUAUGUAAGCAAGCCAUUGACAUUGGAAGAGAAAACAGGGCCGACUUUAAACUCAUAGCCAAGGCAUACACGCGUAUUGGUAACUCCUACAAGAAGCUUAAGGAUUUUACAAAUGCGAAAUUGAAUUUCGAAAAAUCUCUUUCCGAAUUCCGCUCUCCCGAAACGAAAACUCUGUUGUCUGAAGUGGAAAGCCUGAUUCGCGAAGAAGAACGCAAGGCGUAUAUCAAUCCCGAAAUUGCUGAGCAGGAGAAGGAAAAAGGAAACGAGUUCUUCCGUAAAGGUCAAUAUGCCGAUGCGUUAAAGUGCUACUCAGAAGCGAUAAAGCGGAAUCCUAGCGACGCAAAAGUUUACAGCAAUCGUGCUGCCUGUUAUACGAAAUUGGCAGCGUUCGAUUUAGGUUUAAAAGAUUGCGAUUCGUGUUUAGAGCUUGAACCAACGUUUGUUAAGGGGUGGAUUCGGAAAGGGAAAAUUCUCCAAGGAAUGCAGCAGUACAGUAAGGCUUCUGCUGCUUUUCAAAAAGCCAUGGAACUUGACCCAAACGCAUCGGAAGCGCUUGAUGGUUACCGAGCUUGUAUGAUGCAAACAAACUCGAAUCCCGAAGAAGUACGCAAGAGAGCGAUGGCGGACCCUGAAGUACAGGCGAUACUGCGCGAUCCUGCAAUGCGCAUGAUUUUAGAACAAAUGCAAAAUGAACCCCGCGCUCUUCAAGAUCAUUUGAAAAAUCCAGCCAUCGCCGCUAAAAUCCAGAAGUUGAUUGAAUCAGGGUUGAUUUCCAUUCAUUAAUUAAAUGUACAUGGUCGCUUUUAUAAGAAUCCGAGUGGAGUUACAUUUCGAUCGAUAUGAUUAUCAAGUCUUGUAUUCUUCUUCAUUAAAUAAUACAGAAAGAAUAUAAAUCAUAA
This is a messenger RNA of Daphnia carinata, 1962 nucleotides long. It is a transcript of the gene Stip1, whose product is annotated as stress-induced-phosphoprotein 1-like. The transcript is spliced from 9 exons. Lineage: Eukaryota; Metazoa; Arthropoda; Branchiopoda; Diplostraca; Daphniidae. The coding region runs from base 170 to 1846 and encodes 558 amino acids. Gene Ontology annotation, molecular function: Hsp90 protein binding. The record is from RefSeq and is a predicted model, not a curated record.